ACUCAGGGAGCCCUCGUCCCGUUUGUCCUGGAGAGACGCUCCCUUCCUUGGCGCCUCGUCCCACAGUCAGUCCGCACCGACGGCUGAGCUCUUCAGCCAGGACGUCUUCAACCAACUCUUCGAUAUGCUGGACCAAUCGGCCAUACAUUCAGUCUACAGCGAGGGUCCGACUCACAGCUCUGCAGGAAACACCAUCCAGAUCAGUAUGGAUUGCAUUACCAUGCACGAGCCGGACGAAACGCGAUCUUCUCAGUACACCAACCUGGGGCUCCUGAACAGCAUGGACCAGAACAUCCAGAACGGCGGCUCCACGUCCACCAGCCCGUACAACAACGACCACGCGCAGAACAACGUGACGGCACCGUCGCCCUACGCCCAGCCCAGCUCCACUUUCGACGCCCUGUCGCCCUCGCCGGCCAUCCCGUCCAACACGGACUACGCCGGGCCGCACACCUUCGACGUGUCCUUCCAGCAGUCCAGCACGGCCAAGUCAGCCACGUGGACGUACUCCACAGACUUGAAGAAGCUGUACUGCCAAAUCGCCAAGACGUGUCCCAUCCAGAUCAAAGUGCUGACCACCCCGCCGCAGGGCGCCGUCAUCCGCGCCAUGCCCGUUUACAAGAAGGCCGAGCACGUGACCGAGGUGGUCAAACGCUGCCCCAACCACGAGCUGAGCCGCGAGUUCAACGACGGUCAGAUUGCCCCACCGAGUCACCUGAUCCGCGUGGAGGGCAACAGCCACGCCCAGUACGUGGAGGACUCCAUCACCGGGAGGCAGAGUGUGCUGGUGCCCUACGAGCCCCCCCAGGUGGGGACAGAGUUCACCACCAUCUUGUACAACUUCAUGUGUAACUCCAGCUGUGUGGGCGGCAUGAACAGACGGCCCAUCCUCAUCAUCGUCACCUUGGAGACCCGAGACGGUCAGGUGUUGGGCCGCCGCUGCUUCGAGGCUCGCAUCUGCGCCUGCCCGGGUCGAGACCGCAAGGCGGACGAGGACAGCAUCCGCAAGCAGCACAUCACAGACACCGCAAAGAGCAGUGAGGGUACGAAGCGCCCCUUCCGCCAGGUUUCACACGGCAUCCAGAUGUCGGCCAUCAAGAAGAGAAGAUCCACGGACGAGGAGGUUUUCUGUUUGCCUAUCAAGGGGCGUGAAAUUUACGAGAUUUUGGUGAAAAUCAAAGAGUCUCUGGAGCUGAUGCAGUUUUUGCCGCAACACACGAUCGAGUCGUACCGGCAGCAGCAGCAGAACCUCCUGCAGAAACAGACGUCGAUGCCGCCGCAGCCCACCUUCGGCUCCAGCUCGCCCACGCACGGCAAAGUCAACAAGCUGCCGUCGGUCAGCCAGCUUAUCAACCCCCAGCAGCGCAACACGCUCACCCCGUCCAGCAUGGCCGGAGGCCUGACUGACAUGACUCCCAUGAUGGGCACUCACAUCCCCAUGAGCGCUGACAUGAGUUCACUGAGCCCCACUCACGCCCUGCAGCCCCAGCUGCCCCUGGUGCCCUCCUCACACUGUACCCCCCCUCCUCCAUACCCCAUGGACAGCAGCAUCUCCAGCUUCCUCCUUCGUCUGGGCUGCGCAGGCUGCUUGGAUUACUUCACAGCACAGGGUCUAACCAACAUCUACCAGAUUGAGAACUAUAACAUGGAGGACCUGUCGCGGCUGAAGAUCCCCAUCGAGUUCCAGCACAUCAUCUGGAAGGGCAUCCUGGAGCACCGGCAGGCAAUGGACUUCUCCCCCCCGCCCCACAUCGUGCGCACCACCAGCGGGGCGUCCACCGUCAGCGUGGGCUCCUCGGAGGCGCGCGGCGAGCGCGUCAUCGACGCCGUGCGCUUCACCUUGCGCCAGACCAUCUCCUUCCCCCAGCGAGACGACUGGUCCGACUUCUCCUUCGACUUGGACUCGCGCCGCAACAAGCAGCAGCGCAUCAAGGAGGAGGGCGAGUAGGACCGUCGGCGCCGCUCGUAGUGCAAGUAGAGCUCACGUAGACGUGCACUUAUACUUCUUCACGCCGCCUGUGCUACUUGUUGAGAGCACUUACAAAUGUUAAGAGGGUUUCAAGUUUGUGUCGAGUGUUUCAUCACACAUUUCAUUUCAACGUUUGCUGUUACAAAGUAUUAUUUUUAAGUCGCAUCCAUUUUGUCCUGCUCCAGUUUCUAUAUUUAGCUUGUGUGGCGCCACCUAUAGGCGCAGUGAUGUACAGGAACAGCAGGCCUCAUGUUGCAUUUCAAUUAUUUCUAUGAAUUUUUUUAUGGUUUGGUUGAGGAUUAUUUCACUAAAUAGCAGGCCGCAACCUUUUUUUAUUUUAUUUUUUUUAAUGUACAUACAUGUUGUAUAGUUCCUUUUUCCUCCUACCGAGAAACAGUGCAGGAUUGUCAUCAGGAAAUCAAGUAAAGGUUUGCAUACGAUGGCGUUGAAAGAAAGCAAGCAAGCAAGCAAGCAAAAUAAAUAAAUAACAGCUUCAUUUUCCUAUUUUUGUACAAUGUUUUGUAAAUAUGUCACAAUAUGCCGAGGCUAUUUUGAUAUAAAUCCAAAAUAAAUAUCCACGCAUCUUGAAUAAUC
Molecule: messenger RNA, 2563 nt
Organism: Dunckerocampus dactyliophorus (ringed pipefish)
Lineage: Eukaryota; Metazoa; Chordata; Actinopteri; Syngnathiformes; Syngnathidae
Gene: tp63
Product: tumor protein p63
Exons: 13
Coding region: 125-1948 (607 amino acids)
Biological process (GO): protein tetramerization; regulation of transcription by RNA polymerase II; apoptotic process
Cellular component (GO): nucleus
Molecular function (GO): DNA-binding transcription factor activity, RNA polymerase II-specific; protein binding; RNA polymerase II cis-regulatory region sequence-specific DNA binding
Source: RefSeq, a predicted model, not a curated record